AACCCAGAAACCAAGUCAGGACUCAGAACAGAACUCAACUCACGCAAAGACAAUAGUGACAAUGUGCAUAACAAAAUAGGCGCACGCACAAGUGCGGUGCGCAGUGCCCAUGUGGGUUGGGUGGUGUGGAUGUUUGUUGGCAUUUCGAAACUCUAUCUAUUGCCUCUCUCUCUCUCUCUCUCUCUCUCUCUCUGUGCCAAUUGCCAAAAGCAUAAUUUUCUUUAAAAGAAAUUUGAACCUACCUAUCAAUAUCUCUCUAUUUCACACUUCUCCGUACACGACUUUCGGUGCUACUUUCGGUCUACUUGUUCUAUACUUUUCUCCUUACGCCUUGUUCAAAGAUUUCUCUUGUUUUGGCUUCUGGGUUUUUCCCAGUUGGCGAGUUUUUGGCUUCCCAGAUUGAUUCUCUUUAUUGGGUUAUGCCUUCUGAAUUUCCAAAUGGGCUGAGUUGAGCAUUUUAUGGGAGGUAGAGAGGACGGCGAACGACCUCUGAAACGUGUUAAAGUUACCUUGACGGAAUUAAAGAACUCCUCAGACCACUCAUCCAUUACAGAUCCUAUUGCUUCCUCUUUGGGAGACUAUAUGGCUAGGCCUCUACCAUCCCAAGGAGAUGAAGAAACAAUUGGUAAAACAGGAGUCAUCAAAAAGUCAGAAUUCAUCAAAGUUAUAACUAGGGCAUUGUACUCACUAGGUUAUGAUAAGACUGGAGCCAUACUAGAGGAAGAAUCUGGAAUACCAAUGCACUUGUCAGUGGUCAACCUGUUUAUGCAACAAGUGAUGGAUGGAAAAUGGGAUGACAGUGUGGCCACUUUGCGUGCAAUUGAUCUCUUGGAUGAAAAGACCAUGAAAUCAGCAUCUUUUGUGAUAUUGGAACAGAAGUUCUUUGAGCUUUUAAAAAAGGAAAAAAUGGUUGCGGCCUUAGAUACUCUACAGAAUGAGAUUGUGCCUCUUCGCAUCAAUGUGAACAAUGUACAUGAACUUGCUGCCUGCAUGAUUUCUCCUUUGCAGCCUGUGCAACUUGAGCCUUCAAGUCAAGAUACUGAUGGUGCAAGCACACGAUCAAAGAUAUUGGAGAAACUGCAGAAGUUGCUUCCUGCAGCACUCUUCUUUCCUGGAAAUAGGUUAGAACGUCUGGUUGAACAGGCCCUUGACGUGCAACGAGAUGCUUGUGUUUUCCAUAACACUUUUGAUAGUGACCUGUCUUUGUAUUCGGACCAUCAGUGUGGAAGAGACCAGAUUCCUUCUCAGACAUGGCAGAUACUGCAUGCACAUAGUGACGAAAUAUGGUUUUUGCAAUUUUCACACAAUGGGAAAUACUUGGCUUCUUCUUCCAAAGAUCAGUCGUCCAUUAUAUGGGAGGUCAAAGGGGAUGGCCAAGUUUCAUUGAAACAUGUAUUGACUGGUCACCAGAAACCUGUGCUGACUGUUUCAUGGAGCCCUGAUGACCGCCAACUGCUGACAUGCGGACUAGAGGAGGUCAUUAGACGGUGGGAUGUUACUUCUGGAGAAUGCCUCCAUGUUUAUGAAAAAAAUGGUGUUGGUCUUAUUUCCUGCGGGUGGUUUCCUGAUGGUAGAGGGAUAUUCUCUGGCAUGACUGACAAGAGUAUCUGCCUGUGGGAUUUGGAUGGAGUAGAGCUAGAAUGUUGGAAAGGGCAGCGAACACUCAAGAUAUCGGACAUGGCUAUAACUGAUGAUGGGAAGAGGAUCAUAAACAUAUGCAGAGAAACCACAAUAUUAUUACUUGACAGGGAGGCAAAGUUUGAAAGGCUGAUUGAAGAGGAUGAAGUGAUUACUUCAUUUUCGUUAUCAAAGGACAAUAAGUUCCUGCUUGUCAAUCUUAUAAACCAAGAAAUUCAUCUUUGGAGCAUAGAGAGUGAACCUAAGGUUGUUUCCAAGUACAAAGGUCACAAGCGUGCCCGAUUUGUCAUUAGAUCUUGUUUUGGUGGAUUUGAGCAAACCUUUAUUGCUAGUGGGAGUGAGGAUUCACAGGUGUAUAUAUGGCACAGAGGGUCUGGGGAGCUCCUAUUGGCUCUUCCUGGGCAUUCUGGAGCUGUAAAUUGCGUGAGCUGGAAUCCUGUGAACCUUCAUAUGUUGGCUUCAGCUAGUGAUGACCGUACAAUUCGAGUAUGGGGUUUGGAUCAUCUCAACAUGAGACGGAAAGUCUCUCAAAGCAAUGGCAUUGCCCUCCUUGCUCACCAGUUUAAUGGUAGAACUUGAAAUGAUUUCUCUAGACAGUUCCAAAAAUUACUUGGGUUAUGUUAACCGCGGUUGUGUUUUUCGAAAGGUGUUAGAUUUAUCUAGUGUAAAUUAUUUUUUCUGUUGCUUUUUAUUGUUGGCAUAGCAGGCACAGGCAGAAUAGUCUGUUAUCUGCCGAAUACAAUGCAAAUUAAUGACCAUACGAAUGAUCGUAGCCAGUAGAAGUUGGUUUUAGAAGCUGUAUUAUUAAACCUUGUUAGUUUGCAUGAAUCAUUUUCCCCCG
Messenger RNA from Prunus avium (sweet cherry), 2479 nucleotides. RefSeq names its product transducin family protein / WD-40 repeat family protein. NCBI's taxonomy places the organism in Eukaryota, Viridiplantae, Streptophyta, Magnoliopsida, Rosales, Rosaceae. Gene Ontology annotation, molecular function: protein binding. The record is from RefSeq and is a predicted model, not a curated record.